Branchiostoma belcheri (Belcher's lancelet) is the source of this 1804-nucleotide messenger RNA. Its product is annotated as collagen alpha-2(VIII) chain-like. The record is from RefSeq and is a predicted model, not a curated record. NCBI's taxonomy places the organism in Eukaryota, Metazoa, Chordata, Leptocardii, Amphioxiformes, Branchiostomatidae. Bases 1 to 1761 code for a protein of 586 amino acids. The transcript has 2 exons. Gene Ontology annotation, molecular function: protein binding.
AUGGCCAGGCGAGCUGGGCUAAUAACGAUACAACUCGUUACCAUACUUUAUCUUCUCGUAAACGGCUGCGUUAUUCUGGCAUUGCCCAAUGCAACAGAGGAGGAGGAGGCUUGUUCGAAACCCUGUAUCAACAUCACUGUGGUGGCCUCACCAGGUCAGAAGGGAGAUAUGGGACUAAGAGGGGAGCCCGGACCUAUAGGGCAUAUUGGCUUGAAGGGAGAGAAGGGCGACCGCGGCAUCACGGGACUGGUGGGUCCUACCGGCAUCCCAGGUGAUGAAGGGAAGCCAGGUGUAGUCGGCCCUCCAGGUGAGAGGGGACAGCAAGGAGCGAAAGGUGUACAUGGACCACCUGGUCGAAAAGGUGCUCCAGGUGUUCCAGGUGAGCCAGGUGUGAGGGGGUUUCCCGGAGCAAAGGGCCCGCCAGGUGAGAAAGGGGCUCCGGGAUGGAUGGGACUUCCGGGUAGACCUGGCGUGAAUGGAAGCAAAGGUGACCCUGGACAGACAGGUGCGCAGGGAGAGGCAGGUGUGCAGGGCCCGCCAGGUGUGGGCUCACCUGGAGUGAAGGGAGAGAAGGGAGAACCCGGGGAAACAGUAGACGGCAACGGAACGUCAUCUCUUCGUACACCUGGGCCACCUGGCUCGAGAGGACCACCUGGAGAAAAGGGAGAAGAAGGCACACCUGGAGCAAACGGCACGCGUGGGCCACCUGGCAUCCCGGGCCCACCAGGGGCGGGCGUGCCUGGGCAGAAGGGCGAAAAGGGCGACGAGGGGAAGAACGGCUCCACAGGGGUACCCGGAGAAAAGGGCGAGAAAGGAGGGCAAGGCGAGACCGGUCUUCCCGGGUUACCCGGCCAGACGGGUGCGGCAGGGGAGAAGGGGGAGAAAGGUGAGCCUGCCAGGGCUCCAGCAGCUAUGAUGCGCGGUCUGCCGGGCGAGAGCGGCUUACUUGGAGAGAAAGGACAGAAGGGCGAUCCCGGCACACCGGGCCCGCCUGGUGAAGCAGCUUACACAACAGUGAGUGGAACGUCGUACCUUCUGCGGGGCCCACCCGGGUCUAGGGGGGCGCUAGGAGACAAGGGGGAGAAGGGCGACAGGGGGGUGUCUGGUGAAAGGGGAUUCGAGGGCGGACAGGGAACACCUGGUUAUCCGGGCCCACCUGGUCCUGAAGGUAUGCCAGGUAUGAAGGGAAUGAAAGGUGACCCGGGAAAACCAGGUAAAACAGGUGCACCAGGUGGAUAUGGCCAACCGGGUGGUCCAGGAAAAACGGGUUUCAAAGGUGACAAGGGUGAACCUGGGACGCCGGGAGAGCCUUGCAGCUGUGGCGGCGUGUUGAGCCUGCAGAACCGGCUGGCGGAUCUGCCGUUCGUGGCGUUCUCCGCCGCCCUGUCCAGCCGGAUCCUCAACGUCCUGGAGCACACGGUCGUGAAGUUCAACAUCGUCCACACCAACGUGGGGAGGGCGUACGACAUGGUGACGGGGAAGUUCGCGCCCGCCGUCGCGGGGUACUACAUGUUCACGUACACCGGCAUGACCACCAGCGUGAAGGGGUCCGCCUACUGGAGCCGGCUGAUGCUGAACGGGGAACCCGUCAUCAGCCUGUACGACAAGUCGCUGGGGGAACACCUCUCCAGCAGUAACAGCGCCAUCCUGCUGCUGAAGCCUGGGGACGAGGUUUGGGUGGAGCUGGACGCGCGGUCCUCCAUGUGGGGAGACUACACGGGUUACGUCACGUUCUCAGGGUACCUCAUACACCAUGCGUAAAAGCGUGGAACCGUCAAUGCCCAUGUCACACACGUAGCCGAAU